AGUGGGUAGAGUUAAAGUUAGAAUUGUGAUUCUAAAAUACUAUCCUAAAACCAAACAAGCCAUUAAUCUCUCUUUCAAAUAUAAGGCAGAUAAAUUAGGGCCAACCAAUCCUUAAUCUUGAAAAUUAGGAAUUCCAUGGGAGAAGUAGGAGCAUCCAGAAGCGCCAUACCAGAGGUGGCCCUUAACUCCGGCCACAAGAUCCCGCUGAUCGGGCUAGGCACUGCGGCGGGCCCUCUGCCACCUCCCGAGGCCCUUAUUGCAAUCCUCGUCGAGGCCAUCGAAGCGGGGUACCGCCACUUCGACACGGCCGCAGUCUAUGGCUCCGAGGAGUCACUCGGCCGAGCAGUAGCGGAGGCCCUCGAGCGGCAGCUCAUCAAGAGCCGCGACGACCUCUUCAUCACCUCCAAGGUCUGGUGCACUCACACCGAUCCGGCUCUCGUCCUCCCGGCACUCAAGGAGACUCUCGGGAGGUUGGGGCUAGAGUACGUGGAUUUGUACCUAAUCCACUGGCCAGUGAGGCUGAAGAAGGAGACUAACAAAUCAAAUCUUACAAAGGAAAGCCUGCUCGACUUCGAUGUAAAGGGCACAUGGGAAGCCAUGGAAGAGUGCUCCAAGCUGGGCCUGGCCAAGUCUAUUGGCGUCAGCAACUUCGGCCCCAAGAAGCUCUCCCAUAUCCUCCAAUCCUGCACCAUACCCCCUGCUGUCAAUCAGGUGGAGAUGCACGUCGCCUGGAGGCAGGAGAAGCUAAGGGAGUACUGCAAGGAGAAGGGAAUACAUGUGAGUGCGUGGUCUCCUUUAGCAGCUAAUGGAGCCUCCUGGGGCUCCAAGGCUGUCAUGGAUAGUCUCAUCCUUAAGGACAUCGCAAAUGCCCGAGGAACUACCGUUGCUCAGGUGGCGCUGAGAUGGGUGUACGAGCAAGGCGCGAGUGUGAUAGUGAAGAGCUUCAACAAAGAAAGGAUGAAAGACAACCUUAGGAUCAUCGAAUGGGAAAAGCAACUGACAGAGGAAGAGCUGGAGAAGAUCAACCAGAUCCCACCAUGCCAAGGUGUUAGGGGGGAAAUGUUUGUGAAUGAGAGUGGGCCCGGCUACAAGUCGCUCGAUGAACUCUGGGAAUAACAAUUUUGUAUUAGAGCUUCCUGGCAAUUUCGAAUUUACACAGCCCCGUAAAUCUCGGAAAAUUAUAGAAUUCCUUAGACGGACCGUCCCUUAUACCCUCAGUAUGUUGGAUCAACAUGGGGUUCACCACUAAUUAUUGAUCUAACAUUCGUGAGGGACCCAGGGACGGUCGGGUAAACCUUCUGUGCCAUGUACUCUUUAGUAUUCGGGUUCGAGUCAAGCUAGUAAAAUGAACUCUAAAACACAUUGGGAGAAUCACAGGUGACUUUUCCAUUUAAUGUGUAAAUGAGAUGGUGCCUGUAAAAUAUGUUGGUUGGUGUUUGAUCAGGAUAACUUAUUAUGAGAGCAGUUAACCGCCUGCA
Molecule: messenger RNA, 1478 nt
Organism: Punica granatum (pomegranate)
Lineage: Eukaryota; Viridiplantae; Streptophyta; Magnoliopsida; Myrtales; Lythraceae
Source: RefSeq, a predicted model, not a curated record